Mauremys mutica (yellowpond turtle) is the source of this 2091-nucleotide messenger RNA. RefSeq names its product immunoglobulin superfamily member 1-like. The transcript has 10 exons. Lineage: Eukaryota; Metazoa; Chordata; Testudines; Geoemydidae. The record is from RefSeq and is a predicted model, not a curated record. Bases 58 to 2091 code for a protein of 677 amino acids.
AGGGUGGUGGCGCUCGGGGGAAAAGUCACCAUCCGCUGUGAGGGUCAGGACCCGGGCAUGGAGUUCGUUCUGCAUAAAGCUGGACACCCGAACCCGCAGGUGCGGACGGUGCCUCAUGGGACCGUGGCUGAAUUUCCCAUCCCCAGUGUCAGCCGGGAAGAUGGAGGGAGCUACACCUGCGACUAUCGCUCCAUAACGGAACCGAGUCGCUGGUCGUAUCCCAGCGACCCCGUCGAGAUCAUUGUAGCAGAGCCCAGCUACCCCAAACCCAGCAUCUCCCUGAGCCCCAGCUGGGGGGUCUCCCUGGGGGGAGACGUGACCGUCCAGUGUUGGGGGCAGCACCAGAGCGUGUGGUUCGUGCUGAAUAAAGAGGGACGUAAUUUCUCACCUGUGGAUUCAGACGGGUUGGAGGCUGAGUUUCCCAUCAGCAACGUUCACCGGGAUCUUGGCGGGAGCUACAGCUGCUCCUAUCACAGCAGAUCGCAGCCGUUCAACGUGUCGUACCCCAGUGACCCCGUGGAGCUGGUGGUGAGAGAUCCCAGCUUACCCAGACCCGCCAUCUCCCUGAGCCCCACUGGGCCCUUCGUCUCCUCAGAGCCCAGCGACCCCGUGCAGCUGGUGGUAGCAGAGCGUGAAUUUCUCAAACCCACCAUCUGGGUGAGCCCCAGCAGGGUGGUGGCGCUCGGGGGAAACGUCACCAUCCGCUGUGAGGGUCAGGACCCGGGCAUGGAGUUCGUUCUGCGUAAAGUUGGACACCCGAACAUGCAGGUGCAGACGGUGCCUGAUGGGCCCUUGGCUGAAUUUCCCAUCCCCAGUGUCAGCCGGGAAGAUGGAGGGAGCUACACCUGCGACUAUCGCUCCAUAACGGAACCGAGUCGCUGGUCGUAUCUCAGCGACCCCGUCGAGAUCAUUGUAGCAGAGCCCAGCUACCCCAAACCCAACAUCACCCUGCAGAGCCGCAGCUGGGGGGUCUCCCUGGGAGGAGCUGUGACCAUCUGGUGUCGGGGGCAGCGCCAGGGCGUGCGGUUCGUGCUGAAUAAAGAGCGACGCCGUUUCCCACCUGUGGAUUCGGUCGGGUUGGAGGCUGAGUUUCCCAUCAGCAACGUGAGCCGGGAGGACGGCGGGAGCUACAGCUGCUCCUAUCACAGCAGAUCGGAACCGUUCGCCGUGUCGUACCCCAGCGACCCCGUGGAGCUGGUGGUGAGAGAUCCCGGCUUACCCAGACCCUCCAUCUCCCUGAGCCCCACUGGGGUCACCGCCCCAGGGGCAGACGUCACCAUCCGGUGUGAGGGGCAGCGCCGGGACGUGAGGUUCUUACUGCACAAGGCUGGAGACCUGAACCCGCAGCGACACAUGGACCCUGCUGGGGCCGGGGCUGAGUUCCGCAUCCCCAGCGUGAGCCGGCAGCACGGAGGGAGCUACAGUUGCAGCUACCGGCCCCGCUCAGAGCCCUUCAUCUCCUCAGAGGCCAGCGACCCCGUGCAGCUGGUGGUAGCAGAGCGUGAAUUUCUCAAACCCACCAUCUGGGUGAGCCCCAGCAGGGUGGUGGCGCUCGGGGGAAACAUCACCAUCCGCUGUGAGGGUCAGGACCCGGGCAUGGAGUUUGUUCUGCGUAAAGUUGGACACCCGAACAUGCAGAUGCAGACGGUGCCUCAUGGACCUGAGGCUGAAUUUCCCAUCCCCAGUGUCAGCCGGGAAGAUGGAGGGAGCUACACCUGCGACUAUCGCUCCAUAACGGAACCGAGUCGCUGGUCGUAUCCCAGCGACGCCGUCGAGAUCAUUGUAGCAGAGCCCAGCUACCCCAAACCCAACAUCACCCUGAAGAGCCGCAGCUGGGGGGUCUCCCUGGGAGGAGCCGUGGCCAUCUGGUGUCGGGGGCAGCGCCAGGGCGUGCGGUUCGUGCUGAAUAAAGAGCGACGCCGUUUCCCACCUGUGGAUUCGGUCGGGUUGGACGCUGAGUUUCCCAUCAGCAACGUGAGCUGGGAGCACAGCGGGAGCUACAGCUGCUUCUAUCACAGCAAAUCGGAGCCGUUCGCCGUGUCGUACCCCAGUGACCCCGUGGAGCUGGUGGAACCGGGAGUCGCUAUUUAA